GGAAAAACACAUAGCAAGAAAGAAAGAAAAGAACUCUGUAAAAUCCAUUGGAAAUAAAAAAUCUCAUAUUGAAACUUCUUAUCUUUGAUCUCCAUUUUCUUUGCUAUUUAUCCCUUGUCUAUGGAUGAAAUCCAUUAAAGGUGAGAGACCUUGUUAAGCUUAAUGGCUAAUAAUGCCAUCAUAUGUCUUUCGUUCUUAUUGAUAUCUAUUGCCUAUACAUGAGAAGCAGCAAUGAAACUUUGCACUUGUGUAAAUUUUCUGGUUAUAGUAACCACAUUUUGUUCCAUCCUAAGCAAGGUGAAUUCAUCUAAAAAUGACACAAAUUCUUAUUCAUUUGUUUUGGCUUGUGGGGCUACAAAUAAUGCCACAGAUGCAGAUGGCAGGAUCUGGAGUCCAGAUUCCACAUAUCUUUCCUCUUCUUCUUCUAGUAAUUCAAUCACAUCUAAAGCUAAAUACCAAGAUCCUUCAUUGACUUCUGAUAUUCCUUACAUGACUGCUAGGAUUUUCAAGACACAAACCGCGUAUACGUUCCCUAUUUCUCCUAAAUCUCGCCAUUGGAUCAGACUUCAUUUUUAUCCUUCUUCUUAUGACAAUUUCAACUGUUCCAAUUCAUUCUUUUCUGUAACCGUUGGGGAGUUUACUCUUCUCAACAACUUCAGUGCCUCAAUCAUAGCACAGGCACUAACACAAGCUUAUAUCAUAAGGGAAUUCACUCUUGUCCCUCUCCAAACUAGCACCCUUAACAUCACCUUUAGCCCUUCAUCUGUAUACAAGGAUGCUUUUGCCUUUAUCAAUGGAGUUGAGAUUGUUUCAAUGCCUGAAAUCUUUCAAGCUGCGACUAUGGUGGGGUUCACAGAUCAGACUACGGAUACACAAGAUUCUUUUAUGCAAACCAUGUUCAGGUUAAACAUCGGUGGACAGUAUAUUCCAGCAGGUAAUGACUCGGGCCUGGGAAGAAUAUGGUAUGAUGACGCCCCAUAUUUGUUUGGUGCAUCCUUUGGUAUCACAUCUGUAGCUAAUAACAGUCUCAAAAUUGCAUAUCCUUCUAACUUACCCGAAUAUAUUGCUCCGGUGGAUGUUUAUAGGACAGCACGAUCCAUGGGGCCGAAUCCAGAUGUUAAUAGGAAUUAUAAUCUCACUUGGAUCUUCCAAAUUGAUGCAAAUUUUACUUAUCUCGUGCGGUUACAUUUCUGUGAUUUUGAAAUGAAAAGGAUGAAUCAGAGGGUGUUCAACAUAUAUAUUAAUAAUCAGACUGCUUUAGAAGAUGUUGAUUUGAUUGCAUUGUAUGCUGCCCAAGGUGUGCCUGCAUAUAAGGACUUUGUAAUAUAUGCAACAGCUCAACCUGGUGAUGAUCAAGAAAUGUGGGUGGCUUUACAUCCUUCUGAUAAGACGAGAGCCCAGUUUUACGAUGUAAUCCUCAACGGAUUAGAAAUUUUUAAGAUCAACGAUACAACGGGGAAUUUGGCGGGGCCCAAUCCUGUGCCAUCACCGCCACCAGUUCUAGCCACUGAUUCUCAGCCAAAACCAUCAUUUGCAUCAAACAAAACUAGUAAGAAAGGCAUAAUAGCUGGUUCAGUUGUAGGGAUGGCAGCUGGCUUUGGUAUUGUUCUUGGUGUACUUGCGUUUGUGAAGCGCAGGAAGAAUAUGAGCAACGGAGGGAAUAAGUCUAGCAGAGGUGGUUGGUUACCAAUUUAUAGCAGUUCUAGGACUACAGAAACUAGAACAACUAUCUCAGGCAAGAGCAGUAGAAGUAGUCACAUUUCCAACAUGGGUGGAGGACUUUGUAGGCGCUUCAGCUUUGAUGAGAUAAAACAUGGUACCAAGAAUUUCGACGAGUCACGAGUUAUUGGAGUUGGAGGAUUUGGUAAAGUCUAUAGAGGAGAGAUUGACGGAGGGACUAUCGUUGCUAUUAAAAGAGCAAACCCUUCUUCUGAACAAGGUCUUCAUGAGUUCCAAACCGAGAUAGAUUUGCUCUCAAAACUUAGACAUAGGCAUUUGGUCUCAUUGAUUGGGGCUUGUGAAGACAAUGGAGAGAUGAUAUUAGUCUAUGAUUAUAUGGCUAAUGGGACAUUGAGAGAGCACCUGUACAAGCACAACAAGCCACCUUUAUCAUGGAAGCAAAGAUUGGAUAUUUGUAUUGGUGCAGCCAGAGGUCUUCACUAUCUUCACACUGGUGCAAGGUACACUAUCAUCCAUAGGGAUGUGAAAACUACAAACAUUUUGUUGGAUGACAAAUGGGUAGCAAAGGUUUCUGAUUUCGGACUCUCGAAAACGGGACCUAAUCUCCAUCAAACUCAUGUUAGUACAAUGAUAAAAGGCAGUUUUGGAUACUUGGAUCCAGAGUAUUUCAGAAGACAGCAACUGACAGAAAAGUCUGAUGUGUACUCUUUUGGGGUUGUCCUUUUUGAAGUAAUCUCUGGAAGGCCAGCUCUAAAUCCUAGUCUUCCAAAGGAACAAGUUAGUCUAGCGGAUUGGGCAUUACACUGCCAUAGGAGAAAUACUACCAAGGAAAUUGUCGAUCCACAUAUUAAGGGGGAAAUUAUACAAGAAUGUUUGAAGCAAUUUGUUGAUACAGCAGUGAGUUGCUUGUCUGAUCAUGGAACUGAUCGUCCUUCAAUGGGUUCAGUGCUGUGGAAUCUUGAGUACUGCCUUCAGUUGCAAAGUAAUCCUGAUGGACCAAAAGUCGUGGCAGAACAGAAAGCGAACGAUGCUUAUGCUAUGCAUACGGAACUGUUAAGCAUUGAAGAAGAAGGCGGAGAAGGUCAGGAGUCAGAGGAUCACAGCACGGAGGCUGCCUUCUCACAAAUUGUGAAUCCACAAGGUAGAUAGUUGCUUAGUUCUACCAGUGUAAUUUUGUUUUUGUUUAGAAGUUUCUCGCCAGGGUUAGCAAUUUUGAAGACAGUUUAUAGUUGACAAUGAGGCUUGCUUAGUUUGUAGAGCACCUCUUUCUCCAACCGCUAGGUUGGGCGUUCUAGUCAUGUGGAUCGUAAGUGGAACUAGACUUGUAGCUAAUUGUACUUCUGUCAUCCUUAGUACCUUCAUUCUUGCUUCCCAAUGAGUGAAAGCAGGUUCAAUGUUAUAGCUACAUUGCUUAUGGUCAGCACAACUCUUAUUUUUUGAGAUUGCAUCUCUAACGGUCUGCGUUA
This is a messenger RNA of Lycium barbarum (goji berry), 3146 nucleotides long. RefSeq names its product receptor-like protein kinase ANXUR1. The coding region runs from base 232 to 2829 and encodes 865 amino acids. The transcript has a single exon. Gene Ontology annotation, molecular function: ATP binding; protein kinase activity. The record is from RefSeq and is a predicted model, not a curated record. Gene Ontology annotation, biological process: protein phosphorylation. Lineage: Eukaryota; Viridiplantae; Streptophyta; Magnoliopsida; Solanales; Solanaceae.